AGCCCGAGCUAAUCCGGCUAACAGCUAACGGCUAACGGUUAGCUAGUGGCGCUAUGAUGGCGGAGCUGGUGCAGGGACAGGCCUCGAUGAACCAGCCGGGGCUGAAGUCAGACGGCCUAGCCGAUGUUUUACAGAGGGCCCGGCAGGUAACAACUCCACUGGGGCUCAGCACACACCUGUUCAGGGCUGAACCGGGCCGUUUCAAUCGAGCCAAAGCACUUUUAUUCGGAUUCUCCGUGUUGUGCUGCUGCUAUACUAACUUAUGCGCUCACACACACACACUCACACACACACACUCUCUCUAACACACACACACACGCUCACACACACAUACUAGCAUGCUAACUAGCUCGGAAAGCAGUUCGGAGUUGGACUUGUGGCCGGUUUCGGAGACUUUAUCCGAGCUGACAGGGUCCGGGGGUGAGUUUGUGGGGAGUUUGUGGAGCUGUCACCCGGAGGGGAGCGCAGUGGGAGUGGGGGGGGAGCAGGACUGAAGUUUGGCCACACGUGUCACUGAGGCAGACAACCUGUUGCGAGACAGAAACACGGUCAAAAAGCACGGAGGAGGAACACAACUCAACAUCUUUCACUUUGCUUUAUUGACCCACUAAGUGUCCCAAACGGACCGGGUCAGAGCCGUGAAAUGAGGGUGUUUAUACUGUGUUAAAGCCUCGGUUCUUAGAGGAGCUGGACCCUCUCCCCUCCCCUUAUAGGCUGCUGUUUACUGUAAGUUGGUUAGAAACUAGGCUGGCGUUAUGCAACAGCCUCAGAGCCAUAUACAGCCGAGUGGAGGUGUGUCAGCCUCCUAUACGGACACAGACAGGUAGAGAGACACACAGACAGGGCGUCUGUUCACCUCUGUGUGUCCCAGCAGGCUGUGGCUGAUAAAUGAGGUGAAGUUUGGUACAUGCAGGUGUUUGGAGUGUCUCUGUGACCUCAGAAGGAGUUAAUCAAACUGAAGUGUUUCUGCAGCCUGUCUGAUAGAGCAGAAUCAGAAAGUAUUGGAGCUGAUAUCAGCACUUCAAAGAGGUAUCAAAGUCUUCAUCGAAGGGGCAACUUGAGACCAACCACCUGUCAGAAGAGGUACUAUGUCUUCAAGAACCUUGAGCAAGAACCUCAAGUCCAGUUAAGUCCAGUUACCCUUUUAACUGGACUUGAGGUUCUUAAAGAUGAUUUGCCAAGUCCAGUUGCCCCUGCAAUGAAGAACUGGAUAACAGGCAUUUACAGAAGAAGUCCGUGGGCUGAAACCCCACUCAUGUAAAAUACUGAAUAGUGGCCUGUCAAGAGACAGAUUUGUCAGUUCUACAUGUGCCAGGCACCUUUACUCUGCAGAAACUGCAACACAGCUCCGUGCAAACAUGCAAAGUAAUCACCUCCGCAGUUAAUAUACACUCACUCACCACAAUCAUAAUGAUAUAGCAAGAUUACAGUAUCAAAACCGUCCUACAGUGAUGUGUAUUUGCAUAUAUUUGAUUGUUUUUGAUUGAUGAUUUGCUCGGUUGCCAACCCUCAACUUUAUAUUGUGUACAGAAUAAGGCAGGAUGUGGUCAGCUUAGCUUAGCAUUCAUAGUGAAAGUAAGGGAAGCUCGCUGGUUUGUAUGGGCCUGUCCAAAGUUCAGAAACAUCUGUGCAGGGAUGCAAACAAAAGAACACUAAUGAAAUUUGCGCGUAAAACCAUAAAGUAGAACCAAAAAAAGUGAUUACCUGUAAAUCCUCAGAAUAGCUUCAAAAUGUAAAACACUCCAAUGAUACUAAACCCCCUGAAAACCCAAGUCCAUGAGGCUGUCUGAAGGUGUUAUGUGGGGGUUAAUGCAUGUUACUGCGUGCUCUUUAGUUAAAGUCCAACCUUGAAGUGCUGUAAUUUAAACUCAUAGGAACUAUUAUUGUUCUGCAUGGAUGUUGUUUGUGCUCUCAACUCCACCAUCUAAUCACAGCAAAGAUCACAGAGCAUGUAAACAUUAGAUUCAUUACAUCCAGUUAACAUAGGUUAAUUGAAACCAGACUUCCUGUACAAGUAUCGGAGUGUUUUCUUUAUCUGUGGGCCAAACAAACUUGGCCUCAGGUGGUUAUUGAUGGACUUGUGUUGUUUGCAAUAGCUGUGUUCUCUGAAUGUAGAUUGGCAUCGUCUGUUUUAGUGAAGUUUAGCUUUGGAUUUUCAAUUGGCAGUUGUUGGAACAUUAGCAUACAGAGUUAAUAUAAACAGACAUGGAAAUCAAUCUGCAUGGAGGACCCAAGGCGAGUAGUGUUAAAUUAAUGCGACGAAACCUGCAGAGCUUCACGUGUGUCCCUGUGUUUGUCUAUUAUUUUUACAUCUAUGGUGUCAUAACCAAAAUAACCCAAGAUCACAAUUCUCAGAUGUUUUGUUGUUGUGAUUUGUUUGCCAAUUUAAGCUUUGCUGGACCAUGUCCCACACGACUGUGUACAUUGACUGAGGUCAAGAGGUCACAAUUAAAAGCACCCUCUGCUAGAGGAAGCUACCCCAGGUGGCCUAAUGCACUGGUUUACUGUAUUGUUAUAUUUUUCAAACUUUUUGAAUGCAGGCCCUACCAGUUGGUUGAACAAAUUCCUAGGUAUUAUUUCUGUCAGUGUAGGCCUGGAACGCUGACAUAUGUUGUCUCUAAGCUCUUGCUGCUAGCUGUAGAUACUCUACUGGGAUGUAAAAAACACAGAUGACAGAUAACCUCUCGUUGCAGCGUGUUUUGUUGGCAUAUUGAUCUAGAAAACAGAGAUGAAGUUAUAUGUAGGCUGUAUGUGGUUAAACUAGCCUGUAACCACCUGACACGAGCAUAGUGGAACCAGCACAGGAGCUGCUUCAUUAUUAACCUGCACGGAGGACUGAAGGCUUGUGGUGUUAGCUCUUGUAGGGGUACCACACUCCAAACUAGGGCUGGGCGAUAUGGGAAAAAAUUUAUCAUGAUAUGUUUUUUUCAUAUCAGUCGAUAUCAAUUAGGCCUGCACGAUAUAUCGUUUGAGCAUCGUCUUCGUGAUUACGUGUGUGCAAUAGUCACAUUGCAGAGCCUGUGAUGUUGGAGGUGAAUGAACUCAUCUAAUUUCAAGGGUAGCCACUGAGAUACACUGCAUGUGACUCUGCAUGUGCUUUGCAGCGAUCCACCAAUCACCUUCAGUCUUUACUCAGUUGCCAAUCAGACUACCCUGCCAGUAAGGCUUCACGAUAUGAGAUUUUGGUCAUAUCCCGAUAUAGCUCAUUUUAUAUCCCGAUACGAUAUACAUCACGAUAUAGUACAUUUUUUGUAAAUUCAAUUGAUGUAUAGUUUAUAUAAAAUAUAAUAUUCGUAUGUAGGCUUGAAGUAAAUAACUCAUCUGAUCAUUAAAAUAAAUCAUCUGAUCAGCCGUGCCACCGCAUCAGCAGCAGGAUGGAGAGUGGACACGGAGACACGUCAGGUGUUGUGCCAUAGAAUGUACCCCUGCCAUAGAAUGCCCCCCUGACGGGAGCGCGGUUGAAGAUACAUAACAAGGCGGAAUAAUCCAAGUUUUCCUUACCGUUGGACUGACUCUAAAGCGUGUGCCUUUAAUGAUUUAAUUUAGGCUUUUCAGAUAUGCCGAAAACAACAGCCCUCUGAUUCGGAAUAUUUGCUGCCCCGAAAAUAUAAUGUUCUCUACCAUGACAGCUAACUGUACAGUUUAAAUACGCAAAUACACCUCUCUAUGUGCUUUUUUAAAAACCUAAAAACAGAACGAAAGUUUGCUGCUCCAUUUGACAUGUUGUCAUGAUCCAAUACUCGUGUUUUUUUAAAUAUGAGAUAAUUUUUUUUCCACUUAAAGAAGCUAAUGAGUGGAUGGGAUGCAGGGGUGCAUUCUACGGCAUAACACCUAUCAAGCUGCGCGAGGAAGAAGGAGAAUAAGCGGGGAGACGAAUUAAAUAUGUUAACUUCAUGUUAACUUCAUCAUGUGUGACUGUUUACUGGAUAUUUAAUUUAAUGCGGUUUCAGUUGUGUUAAUUCGGUCAGGUGGAGUGUCCAAACGCGCUCAUCAGAUCAGAUAUAGAUCAGAGUAUAUCGAUAUAGAUUUACAUGUAUGUGCUGACUCAGAAUAAAACUACAGCGGUCUGCUCCGUGUCGCUCCUUUUAAAACCAAACCACGACCACACAACCGACGUUGCCCCCCGUUUCGGCAGCAGCUCCUCCGUCUGCGUUGGCUCGUCUGCGUUUGAUGCACGAGAAUUGUCAUCUCUUUCGCCACAAUAACCCGGCUCCUCCAUGCUUGUUUGUGUUUUUCACAGUGGCAGUAGCGCGUGCGGGCAUGCAAUAUAUGGAGCAUCACGACGUAAAACACUGCCAUAAAGCGUGUUUUUGCGACACCGCGAUAGAAACGAUAGAGCUCAUGUAUCCCGAUAGAAAUUUUCUAUCGUUUAGACGAAACAUAUCGUUAUAUCGUGAAGCCUUACCUGCCAGCUGUCAAUCAAAAUCAGAGAGGAGGAAACCCACCCCUGCACAUGUCCUGCACAUGGAGUUAGUCGCUGGCGCUACCAGAGUUGAGCCGAGAAACGCGUGUCCGCUGAGAAUUACUUUCGGAACAUUCUUCAUCACUGUUUAGCCCAACAAAUAAGAACUGUAUGGGUUUUAAAUUGUACAUUUCCGUGGACCACUCUACUAUAAGCAGUGCGUGUUUUGUGAGGUGCAUGCAAUUCUCGGAGGAUAUGCGUUUCUCAGCUCAACCCGGUACCAACAACAACGAUCGCAAACUGAGUAACAAACAGAGAAAACCACAGAAGAUGAAGACUUGUUGCAAAAAAGAAAAGGAAAGUCAGUUAUCUGGAAUUAUUUCGGUUAAAAGAAGGAUGAUGUCAACCAAAACACGUCUUCUGUGUUCAUCUGUUGCCACAAUAACGUCCCAGCACAAUAAAAGCUAAAAAUAUCUCUGAGACAGACAGAAGCCGUUCUACAAACAUUCACAAAAAGAGGUAAGAUCAGAGCAGAUUAGCUGUCCUCAAGAUUUCAGCGGUGCAGCAUAACAUUAAGUGCUAUUCAGGUCAUCUGGUGAAAAUUCCUAUAUUUUUAAUAUCGCAAUAUAUAUUGCAGGGUUGAAAAAAAUCGCAAUGUUAGUUUUUUCAAAUAUUGUGCAGCCUUAAUAUCAAUUUAUAUCACGAUAUAUCACAACUUUGCGAAAACAUGUAGUCGACAUAAUUUGCAGUGCACAUUAUUCCGCUUCAUGUCCGACCUCAAAAAAACGAAAUACCUCCACACCACCGACGUUUUCGUGCCAGUGUUGUCUAUGAUGUCAUCAUCUGUUGAGCCUUCAUCUGCAUUUCUGCCGGGGGUAGCACUCAUUUUCUUUUUUUCUCACCAACAGUGCUGUCAGCUUCACAUGAUAAGAUUGCUAUUGUUGCGUGUAGCUGCAGCCUGCUACUACGCAGUUGUUUGCUACUUCGUUGUUGUUUUAUCACCCAGCCCUACUCCAAACCAAACAAUGCAAAACAUUUGACAUUGUUUAUACACAGACUCUGUUUCAAUGUUUAGCUGUGAUAAACUGAUUGUACUCAAUUCUGACUGUUUGUCACUGUUUUUUAUCUUUUGACUUGUUAUGUAGAAGGAAUUGGAAGUGAGUCGGACGUACGUUUGCAUUUACAGGACAUGGAAAAUAGCUGGAUCAGGGCAUGUUAAAUAUUCAUCCAGUAUUAUGGUCAUUAUCUGUUGAACACAUACAGAGGCAAACUGCCUGUUCUGCCAUGUUGACAUGACCAGAUACCAGAGCUGAACAGCAAAGUUUAUGACGGAUAUUUAGAGCUGUGAGGCAGGUCAUAGUUGAGUCAGUCCUCAUACUGGACGGAUUCUUCUACUGUUUGAUGAAGAAGACCCAAGUCAGCUGAUAUUGUACUGCAGGUUGUAGAAAACAAAUCAAAAAAUGUAAAAUGGGGAAAACAAUGUAUGAAAGUCAAGUUAAUGUCCAGUGUACGUUUAUGGUCCAGCAGGGGGGCGUUGCCAUCGUGAAUCUUGUGAGUUCAGGCCUGCAGUAUUACAGGAACAGCAGUUAUGUGGCUUUAGAGCAUUUUUACCAGAUUACAUUAUUUUUACUUAAACACUAACUGAGUUUACUCAAAUGAGCUGAAGACAACAAAAAAUAAAUGUGAUAUGGUGGCGUGAUACCAAGGCUAGUCAAGUAUUGGAUCAAAACUUCGAAUCAACUGAUCUUAAAAAAGAAGCAUCUGAAUCAGAGAGGCUGAUCAAUCAGGCUGAUUCAUCAUGUUUUAAGAUAAUCUGCAUCUUAUGCAGUGGACCUCACAAGGCCGAUUUUACUGUUAGAUUUUAAGUAGUAAAAACAAAUUUUUCCCAUCCGCAGUGAAAGCAUCUUCAAUCGAAAACAGUUUCUCUUAUUGUUUUAUAUGAAUCCUGAUAAGACCAUGUGUUAAAUAAUGUCUGUUCUGAAAUCUACAGCAUAACUCAAAGUAUUUUUCUUAUUCAUGAACUGAUAAUAUUAAUUAAAACAUGUAUCCAGCUAAGAUAAUCAUAUCUGUUUGGUUUUAGGUACGCACCAUUGAAAAACUGAUAUCAGUCAACCACGAAUCAGGAUCAGGAGCUAAAACAGCUGACCUGGUCAAAAAUACAAUGUUUUUUCACUCUUUAGGCCUCUAAAUUGGACAGUGAAAGUAUUUUUUUUUGUGUGAUCUGCAGGGUUUUGUGGUGGCAGUGCUUACUUUACCUCGAGCACAGAGCACCAGCUACAGAUGGAGAUUUUUUAAUCAUCUUGAAAGUCUUUCAAACCUUUAGAAAAGCAUUUAUAGAGCGGGGAGAUUCGAACAUGGUGUGGAGGCAUUUUCUCAGAGUGAACCUGCAGCUCUUUUGUAUCAGAGCUAUCAAACAGAGUCACGUGGUCAGAGCGAAGCUGCAAAGUAAACAGGUGUUAGCAGUCGGGGAGUGAUUCAGAGUGCAGGUUGUCCCCUAUGUCUUUGGUUUGUUUGCUGGGAGCAGCUGAUUCCUCCACAGGUCUUUCUGCUGCUCAUUCAAAUAUGACGACGGCAAUGUUUCAGUCAGUGUGUGGUCACCUAGCAGAAAUAAAUUACUUACUGUGAAUGUGAUGUAGAGCAGUUGACUCAGAGACUAUGCAGCCAAUAGAGGGAUGGCUGUAAGUAGCAGGGAAAUGUGAGGCUUAAAAUCUGGACAUAAGAACAGGCUUUUGGGGAGGCAUCUGCUGUAAAGAGAUUGUUGGUAAAACUUUACAACUAUAAGUAGUGCUGCAACUAACGAUUAUUUUUUUGUCGACUAAUCUAUCGACUAGUCGUCCGAUUAAUCACAAUUAAUCACUAUCUUCUUUAUUUAUAAACACCUAUUUCCGGGGUGUCGGCGUUUCAGGUGCUCAUGCAUCGCCGUGGUGCUGCCAUGGUAGGAAAGCUGAGCUUUGAUCAACGUGUUUUUUUGGUUUGUUCUCCGUAAAAUGUUCCCAAACUUUUGAAGUUUUGGGUCGGAGUUUUGGAGCGUCUUUUUCAGGUUGUUCUGCCAUAAUGUGUGCACUCUUCUUCUGUGUUUGCUCGUGGCAUGUAAACAGCGCGCGCUACUGCCCCCAGCACAUCCUGUAGUGCACUGCAGUUAUAGAUGAGCAUGAGGCGCCGGCAUGUGAUUCUUAACAACAAUAACACGACGCUCCGUUUUUGUGUCGAUGAAUUUGUCGUGUCGACGUAAUCGAUUACGUCGACUAAUCGUUGCAGCCCUAACUAUAAGCUCCUUUCUGUGUCCUCAACAUGUUUAAGCAGUGUCUCCUGACAAAAGUCACAUCCUGAUGACCUUUAACAGUCACACAUAUCAUCCUUUGACAAUAUUCUGGUGUUACAUUGCAGUCAAAAUAGUAUUGCCCACUGGAGUUGAGCAGGAUUUGGUGGGAAAACUGUGUUAAAAGUGAAAACAGGCAGCAGUAGGACUGUCCUAAUUAGGCAAAAGUGGUAUUUGAACUGACCCACUUCAAAGAUGCACGGUUCGAACCAUGCAAAUUUCUAUUUUUAUGCACUAUGUCAUCAAGAGAGCAAACCAACACAAGCACUCAUCACUACUUAUAGGUAUGGAAUUGAAAUCCCUCUCUGCAGCCUAGUUUCAUUAUGAUGCAUCUGCCAUUAUUAAUACAGUUGUGACUCCAGUGACUGUCCCUCAUGUAGAGCUUUCAGUGGUGCAACCAAGCCCACAACACAACUUCAGUGACAGACAGCUGCACAGAAACACUUUUUUCAACAGUUAAGUGGUUAUUUUCACAUUCAAAUUGUCUGUUUCUAAUAUUAUUUGACAGCCCAAGGCAGCAGAUAACAGUCAUAAUGCUAUCCCAGAACCAUCUGUGGUCACAUAGCACAACAGGUACUACAUAGAAAAGGCCGUCUGAACCAGAAGGCUUUAGUUUCAAACUGCGGGCUACACCGGAAGCCCCAAAAGGUCAUCUGUUGCUGUCUCAGGCUGUGCCAUUGUAAGUUGACAGCCAGCUGGAUUGGAGAUGUUCCUAUCAUAUAGAGAUUAAACCAAAAGUCAUAUGACUAACCAAACUAGAUGUUACAUGCAUAAAAAGUAGGUAAAGUGGUACCAACAGUUAACAUCGCCAUCAUCUGUAUUUCAAAAGUCAGACAGUAGAUAGGAAGAGCAAGAAUCCAUCUGACUGUGUCUAGCAUAAAUCCAAUUAACAAACUCGUCUUGUUAAAAAAAAAAGUGAAUAACAAUGUGACCUAGCCAAGGGUUUUUUUCGUAUGAUAUAUCCCUGAAAGCAUUUGUCUGCUGUAAAGAAAGGCAGUAGAGUGCAAAAAAGGAAAAAGCAGUGGAGUGUUAUGAAAUAACACAGUGAAAGAAAACUGCAAAAGAAAGUGCAGUACAGUGCAUAAAUCAGUGCAGUAAAGCACAGAAAAAAUGCAGUAAACACAGUUUGAGUGCAUUACAGUAACACUACUGGAAUGUACUGAAGUCACUUAUGAUGAUGCAGAAAGAAACAUACAAGAGUGCAUUUAAGUAAUUCAGUACAGUGCAGCAAAGUAACCUAGUACAAUACAGAAAGAAAGGCAGAAAAAUGCUACACCGUAAUGCAGCAAAAGGUCAAUCAACUAACCCAUUAUGAUGUGACAAGAAAUGCUGGCGAGUGCAGUGCAGAAAGAAAGACUGUCAAGUGCGUUAAAGUCACACAGAGUGCAAUAAACUAACCCAUCGCAAGUGGAAGCUAAGUAGAGUGCAGUGGAGUAACUGUAGAAUGAAGGGCAGUAAAGUGCAUUAAAGUAAGAGAAGAGUGCAGUUAAAUUGGUGGUGCUGUGCAAUAAAGUAACCCAGUACAGAAAGAAGGAAGAAAAAUGCAUUACAGUUAUGCAGUAAAGUGCGAUAAACUAACUUACUACGAUACAGGAAGAAACAAAGUAAAAUGCAGUAAAGUAACACAGCUGAGUGUAAGCUAAAGUAAAACCUGUUUGAUGCAGGUAAGAAAAGCAGUAAAGUAACAAUACAGUAGCUGUACAGUACAGUUACUACAGGGGCACAGAAUAACACAGUGUGAUGCAGACUGAAGUGCAGUUAUAUGUAAAGCACCUUAGAGUGGUGUAAGAAACAAUAAAAUGCAGUUAAGUAACGCACUAUAGUACAGGAAAAGUGACAGUACACGGUUGUGGAAUAACACAGAGUGUUUUAAACAAACAUGGAGUCAAUUAUGCAUUAAAAAACAGUUGUGCUAAACAAUUUGUUUUGUUGGUACAGACAGUAUGGUGCAUUAGAGUUACACAGUAUAGACAGAGUAAUGCAGUACGAUACAGUGAGUAAAUGCUAUACGAUGCAGGACAACGGGCAGGUAAGAAAUAAAUGCUGUGGAUUGCAGUGGGGUUAUGAUGCGGUGCAUUUAAGAAAACAAAUAUAUACUAUGAUCCUAAUAUUCAGUAUGGUGCAAGGAAGAAACUCAGUAAAGUGCAUUAUUAAUGACAAUUAGAGUGAAGUAAUGAAGUAUGGUGCAAGUAAGAACUGCAUUUGGGUGCAGCAAAGAAUCCCUGCAGAGUGCAGCAAAGGAUCUUAGCUCAACACAGUAAAGAAAGGGAUCAGCUUUGUAAUGGCUUUAUCUACCCCUGACUGAUCCACUGAAACCUCCUAGGAUCCACCUGAUGCUGAGAGGCAGCAUCUGGUCAGGACAGUCAGUGUGCUUACUGGGCUCAUCCAUAACAGGGAUUUUUUCAGCAUACCUGGUAGAAGAAACAUGCACAACAUGUUCCUGCAAAUCAACACUGCAGAGCAGCUCUGUGUGUCUGCAGCUAAACAAAGAACCUUAUUAGGAAGCUUCCUGGUUCAGUAGAGAGAGGCAUAAGCUCUAAUGGAUGUCAUCGUUGAUUCAGACUCAUCACAAGCUCUGCUUCAACAUCAACAACACAGUUUGACAUUCAUCCCCGCAAUUUUAAAAGAUGCGUAAUGUUUGAGAGAUUCACAACGUUUUUAGGUCGGCAGAAAUCUGUUUCCCUGUGAUGUAUAUCAGUUAACCUCUGGAGAGUUCGGACUUCAAAGUAAAUGUAGUUUUAAUGGAAAAGAGUUUCAAACUCUAAAAGCAAAAUCACUGGAAAGGCAGAGAGCUUAAAGACGUUACUGAGAUGAAUUACAGUCUUUGAGAAAGUAACUUACAGCUUAACUUGAGCGCUCUGUGGCAUAUUUUAUCAUUGUUGAUGCGACCUUUAAAUCUGAAACUGUCCAGACUUGUGAAAGAUUUGCCUGAGGACUUGUUGGUCUGAACUUAUUUGUCUUCCUGAACUUAGAAUCUGGUUGUCUGAACUCAGAAUUCAGCCUCAAACUUGGAAAAACUUUGGUGACUCUUCCUCAAGUGGUGGUUACUUGUUCAGGACUUGUCUUUUGAGUUGGUGGUCCCACUUGAGACUUUUUUAUCUGUACUCUGGGCUCAGUUACUCAACUUAAAGUUGUCAACCUCACCUUUGGCACAGCUUCUGAAUUUUGGUUGAGACUUGAUUUCUGACUGGCGGCCUUUCAAUGGACUCGUGGUUGUGGUCAUUUAGUGCAGACCCUGGCCCUUUACUCCCAGUUUGUUGGUUGUAAAUCGAAAGUUGAUUUGUGGCUUCAAUUUGGACUUGCUGUUCUUGAUUGACAAUUGGCUGUUUUGGUUUGGAUUUUGGACUUGUUGGCUCUGGCUUUGGUUUUAAAUAAAGACCUGACUUUAGAUUGUUGUGAUGACGCUGACACUCAACUUUAGACAUGCUGCUCAAUUUCAGUUUUGUCAUGUCUCAGGACUUGACUUUGGACUACAGUUUGACCCCAAUUUGGAACUUUCUAACUCAGAAAAUUGGUCUGUUCCUGUAUUCUCUCAGGUAUUAAAGCUGUUUUUCUCUGUUUUUUUUUUUUUUUUUUCUGUCAGAUGGUGGGAAAGAUGGGUGGAGAAGCCAUGUCUCACCUCAACAGCUCCUCAGGAAGUGUCGAGCCCUCGCUGUACUACCCUGGCCAGAAACGACCAGGAGAGGAUGGAGGUGAGAAGGAGGGAAGGAGGAAAAUCAAUCUCUACAUUAUGGUUGUCCCAUGACCAAGAACCCUUGUACUUCUGCUUGACCUUGAACCUGGUGGUCAAUCUGAAACAUUUGGUGGUUAAAAGUUAGUACUUUUGCAGGAACAGUUAAGCUGCCAUUUCAGCUCAGCUAGGCCCCUGUACUGGACCACUGCAGGUACCAACAAUUGACAAACAUGUUCGUAAGAGGCAGAAAGAUAAAACCAGGAACUCAGAGGCAUGGACCUCUGACAUGCAUAAAGGGAGUCAGAGAGCUUUCAGAGAUUGUUUUUAGCUGUUGGUUUUCACUUGAAUUUUCUUCUGCAGAUUUAAAAACAUUUUUCUCCAUCUGUGAUACAAAAACAUGUCAGUGCAGCCGUAAUCACCGCGGGUUCAAAUAAAGAGCACUAACAGAAGACUCCUAAAAAAGUGUUCAUGUCUAAUCUCUGGCUCUUUCUCUCAGUAGGUAACCAGCUAGCAGCCAUGGGGCAUCAAAGGUAGAACCAGCAGUUCAUAUUGAUUAUCACGCACGCACACACACACACACACACACACACACACAGGGCCAAGCAGCGCUGAUGAUGAUGUGUGUUCAGCAUCAAAGUUUGUUUGCAAAUAGCCGUGAGUGUGAGGGGGUCGGGGUGUAACAGCAGAUAAGUGUUUAUAGAUCUGUCUUCCUACUGUCAUAAUCAUAAACAUAAUCACUUAUUGACAUAAACACACACUCUCACUGUGGCUGUGAGUUUAAAGUGUGAACAUGAUGUUAAUGUGUGUUUGAAUUUGUGUGUUUUGCAGCAGGGUAAUCACAGAGGAUUACAAGGUCCCCGACAGAAUGGUGGGCUUCAGUAAGUAUGACCUUAAACCUUUGAGUCCCCCCUUGCUGAUUAGUUGUCCAAAGGCUCCUUUGUCCAAUCAAAUCACUCAGGUCUUAUCUGACUCUGUGCUUUUUUGUUCAUCCUGAUAUAAAGAUCUUCAUCUUUUAGAAGGAAAAUCUUGAGUUUAAUCUCGAGUCUGGCGCAGACUCUCAAUCUGAAACUGUUUCCCUUUGAUUUGAUUCUGAAUAUCAGACACUAAUGAGAACCUUCAAGCAAUCCAGCUCUCCAACCUGAACAUAGUCACUCAGUCUAGAAUCCUUUGUGCACAGUGGCGUGCAAAUUUUUCUGCACUGAGCGACGUCUCUGCUCUGCCCUAGUGCUCUUGCACGAUAAAGCCAGGCCCUCAUAUAAACACUAACUACGAUUGCUGACCUCUUUUGUGCACUAAGCUUUUAUUCUGAGUGUAUAUCCCGGACACUUAUUCAGUGAAUGAAGUAACUUGCAAAGAUCUUGUUUAACUCUGUGCUAGUCUGUCCUUGAAUCUUAACUUCUGAUGUGCCCGUAUAAUGAACAAUAAGGUUUUACGACUUCAAAACACGGAAAGUGACAGCAGAGGGUCAGGAUAAGCGCGGCCAUGGAGAUCACCACAUUCGUGUACAUGAUCAUAACAUUUUGAAUAUACAGUACACAAGUGGCUGAAAGUUGUGCAUGCAAAACAGCGACUGGGAAGUUAACAAAAGCUGUAGACAGCUGAUGCAGCACCAGUGCGCACUAACACUUCUUACCCUCGAUGCUGCAAAUAAAAGAUGACCUGCAGGAUUUUAAAGCAGACAUUUGUUGUCAGUGUCUGAGAGUUUGAAGAGAGGGCGCAUUAAACAUCUGUGACAAACAUUCAGUGGCGGUUCUAGACCAAAUUACUCCGCACACAAAAAAUGCACACACACACACACACACACACACACACGCACACAAAAAGAGAUAGAAUUUUGAACAGAUAGUUUUGUAUUAUUAUGUAGUAUUAUUAUGAUUAGAACAACAAAAAUAAAAUAUUUCUCAAUUGCAGAAAUCCUUCAAUAGAAAAAAACACAAUCCUGAGGGCCAUUUUGAGAACGGCCCCCAGAUCCUGAGGUGUUCUGACGUGUUAAGGUUUACAAAAAAGCUGCUAUCUCGGCCUCUGUAGUAGAUAGAAACAAAAUUCAAAAAGUAUUUGAGAGCUUAAACAUGUGGCUUUCAAGAAAGCUAUCUUUUAGUUUUGCAAACCUUCAUCACAUUUUUGAAAACCUUGAACAAACAAACUCAAGUGAAAUAAAGCGGCUGUAUAAAUUAAAGUAAAGGCUCUGCACUGGAGAAUGACAAAUAAUUUGCUUUCUGUAAAACAAGUGGCAGUCAUGAUAAAGUGCCCAUUCAAUUCAAAUGUAAAUAUAGAAAAUAAGGUGUUGAAAGGGUGAACAGCUUCCCCAGUAUAGUGCCAGUACAAAAGCAGAACUAAAAACUAAAAAAUGAAUAAAUAAAUAAGUGGCUGACAGUGUGUUCAUCUCUGUUCUCACCCAAAGUCAUGCAACACUCACAGAAAACGCUGAUAGUGUGAGCCAAAGCACUCCAUAUGCAGAGUUUGUUCACACUGCUGGAUGUUUCUCCUCUGAAGCUGCUCUCUGCCUCUGUCAUUGUUUACUUUACUCAUGAAGCUCAUCAAGCAGGUAGCAAGAUCCGAGCAUGAACCCGAACGCUUUAUUCGUCUAUCAGAGGCAGACGGGUACAGUGAUUUCAUUCACCGCGACUCCAGAAAUGAUUAAAAAACUCCCUGAUAUGCUGACAUGCGUACACAGAGCAGAGCUGUCCCCCCGCGACUCUCUCCCUGCCUCGUCUCACACAGUCUGUCAGCCUCUGUGCAGCACCUUCGGAGCAAGCAGGGGCGCCUACAGCAGCGGGGGGGCGCCAAUUUGACAACAAGAGUUAAUACAAAACCGCUUUGCGGUUAAGAUUUAUUAUUAUUAUCUUUUAUUUUAUUUUUUUGGAAGUGCUCGUGCCGCCCCCCAUGAGUCAUGACACAAAUGCCGCCCCGGGCGGCUGCCCUGUUCGCCCGUGCCUAGAACCGCUACUGCAAACGUUUAAACUUAUCAGCCCAGCCUUAGCACAGACAUGCUGUGUGAUUUUGACAUUUUCACUUCAUAAACUUCCUCCUCCUUUUUUCUCUUUUUCAUCCCUGUCUUCUACUGUGAAUUGUUCAACUGUCAACAUGUCUUGCAAAUAUUUAUGCCCCCCCCAAAUAACAAAUUUGCACUUCAGUUAAGACAUAAUCUUCUUGAGCUCUAUUUUUCAAAGGGGACCUACCAUCAAAAUGUAAUUUUGUGUUUUUUUUGUGUCAGAUAAGGUCCAUAUUAUGUUCGUCUUAUGUUGUAAAUGUGAAAACAAACUGUUACGUCAUUUGCAUUCUGUAAAGGUUUAAAAUAAAGGAACGGGUAAACCAGGCCAAUUGAAAAAGCAGGUCCCUCUGACGUUGCGCUGACCUUGCUCAUUAUUAUUCACGAGCGCGUCCUCGGUGAGCCGCGCCCACUCUCUCGUUCUCGUACUCAUUCACAGUCAACAUUACUCUCCAGCCAGAGCGAGAUGCAGCUACCACUGUAUGCGCUAUGGGUCUCGUCCAAACGACCAGUGUUUCCUUGGGUUCACUGCCGGGAAAAUGAACUUAAAGCUGGGCAGAAUGAAUGAGAAAACACCGCUUGAGAUCUCCGGCUUCUUCUUCAACUUCCUCCUCCUCUUCAGACUCAGGGUCUAAAAUAUAUCGUUUAAUACCUGCCAUUUUUUAGCCUUUAGCAUAAGGUGACCAGACGUCCCCGAUUUCCAGGGACAGUCCCCGUAUUGGAUGACCUGUCCCCGGCAAAAGCUGUCCCCGAAAAUGUCCCCGAUUUAAGCGUUUCAUGAAUGAAAGCAAAAAUGUUGCGUGUGGGCUCGAACAACGGUUAUUACAGUAGCCGAAUAGGUAGGAAGCACAAGUAAGCAGUCCUGAACAACAGUUUUUAAGGGGGUUAUUACAAGGGGCAUGCGCUGCUACUAAAUAGUACCGAGACUUUGUCUGUGAUCACACAGCCCCUGCAGCCGCCGCACCGAAUAUCCCCGGAUAUCAUUACAGACAUCUGGGCACCUUACUUUAGCACACAUUAGCGAAAUGGAUAAACCGAAAUCCGAACCUCCACUGCUGAGCCAAUCAGAGCACAGCAGGCUUCACAGCAGCGAUCCAAUCAGAGCAAAGCUCAUUACCAUAAAUGUUAAUGAGCCAAAAUCAGUUGGUUUUCCUGUAAGGUUUUUUAGGCAUACUAAAACAAACCAUCAAAUAACUUUUCAGCUAAAAUUAUGUUGCAAACAUGAUCAGAGGACAUCAAGGAUUAAGUAAAAAAUGAUAAAAAUGGGUAUGAAAUUUUGAUGGCAGGUCCCCUUUUAAGAGUAGAACCUUUACGAGAUCUUCUGAGCGGGAUAACCGAGCUAGAAUAAAACAGUUGACAUAAAACUUGAGUGAGGACUCACAAUAGUAAAUUUGAAGUUUGUUGUCUAAAACACUAGUAUAUUUGUGGAUAUCAGCCAACCUGUAUCCCCCUUUUUUUGUGCUCCCCUGAGAACGGGCUGAUUCUGCAUCUGUACCUUUAAAUGAUAAGCUGUGAGCUGUGUGUGACCACACUCUUCCUCCCCAAGGCCACUCUGAGCUGACGGCACUGCUGUGGUGGUCCAGGAGCAGUGGUCUGGAGAUCUUCUGAGGACCUCUUCAGAGGACCUCCAGACCACCGCGGCUGGAAGCAUCAGCCUGCCUCAGUGCCCCAGAGGAACACCCGCUGCUUACGGGAAUAAAAGUAAAGUAAAGCGAGUCAGAAGACGAAUACCAACAAUGGUAAACACACGCAAUUGUAGCCAAAGCACUAGUCAUACAGGCGGCGGUCAAGCAACAUAAAACGGUAAAAUUUACAGCUUCCACGUUUGAAGUUGGGUCCCUGACACGGACAGCCAGAACAGAUCCAGGUUUUAUCUUCAGCUUCUUGGUGAAUCCUGCUUUGAACUCCCCCUUGUUGGUAAAACAAUCCAUGGUGAAGAAUUUAGCACACAUAUACAACAUUUUCAGAGUUGUUGUGGGUAUAUUUCCAUCAAAAAUAAAAUUCAUCCACUGGAUCCGCAAAUCAAGAUUAAGGAGGCAUAAUAGACUCAUGUCUUCGUUUGUGCAGCCAAGAACCUCUCAGCAGCUGGGUUGUAGCUUCGACAUGGUUGUUGUACCGGAGCGGUGUAUGCAAGGGGAAAAAAUGGUGGACACUACCUCAGUGAAGAAGUUUUAGAGGGCUGGGCUAACGAUUAUUGGGGGCGCAGCCACCAACAUGUAGGAGGGGCUUUUGCGGUUAUGUUGUCAUAACUGCACAGCUUUUUCAUUCGCCCGUUUGUGCUCAUGUUUUCAGAAAGAAGGAAAGCAAGAGAGGGAGAGAAUGAAUUUACUUCGGUUGAGUAAAUGUCGACUCCCUUUUGUGGUUUUUGUUUGAUGUUGAUGUUUUGUCCUCACUUUCUCUUUCAGUUAUUGGUAGAGGAGGCGAACAGAUCACCAGGAUCCAGUUGGAGUCUGGCUGCAAGAUUCAGAUUGCUGCUGGUAAGAGCAUCUCAUAAGUUUAAACACUCCUCUUCCAAAGUCAAACAGUUUUUGCUGAUUUUUUAAUGAUUAUUUCCAGCAAAACAUCUGGAUAAAGAUUUGCUGGUUCUCAAAUUUUAAAAGUGUUGUUGCAGCAAAGAGACAACUUCCUUUUCUUCAUCUGAUUGAUCAAAAAAAGAAACUGAUUAAAUUUGAAUUUUAAGGUCCUGUAUUUUAAAGGUCAUGUUCGCUCUGAUCAACCAGCCCAGAGUCUUUUCAGCGUUGACACAGCGUCGACUAAAAGAGGGUAAACUUGAGAAACCUGUUUGCUGAGCUAAAUCACACUCCUGUAUUUCUGUGCCUGUAGACAGUGGAGGUCUGAUGGAGCGGCCAUGUUCCCUGACAGGAACUCCAGAGAGUAUCGAGUGAGUUUAUAAAAUCCACCUUCUUCUCCUCCUCUUGAGAAAUUCACCUCCCCUCCUCCACCAGCAACUCACUUUCUUUCUGUUUUUGUGUGCGCUUACAGGCAGGCAAAGAGGCUGCUGGUGCAGAUUGUGGAUCGCUGUAGAAAUGGUCCUGGUUUCCACGGUGAUGGGGAAGGUGGGGCUUCAGUGCAGGAGAUGCUGAUCCCCGCCAGUAAAGUGGGGUUGGUGAUCGGUCGGGGAGGGGACACCAUCAAACAGCUGCAGGUGCAGUGACUGACAGUUUGAAAUACAUGAUAAAACACAAACCUCAGUGUAUCUGUCCCUUUUAAAAAUCUGUGAUGUGUGUUUCAGGAGAGAGCCGGAGUGAAAAUGAUGAUGAUCCAGGAUGGUCCAAUGCCGACAGGAGCAGACAAACCCCUCCGUAUCUCUGGAGACCCGUACAAAGUGCAGGUACAAACACAUGUUUGGAUCUUCAGGUGGUCUCUUCUUCCAGGACAGUACAUUUCACUUCUCUGAGCAGAGCUAUGACCACAACCAGCUCUGUAGGAAACACCUAAGCACUCAGGCAAAGCUCCUCAGCAGGAGAAUGACUGAUUGAACCACUUUAGACCCAAACAGUCCCCUUCUACUUCUGACCUAGCUCUCUGUGAACAGUUAACAAUACUCAGCUCCUCUCCUCCUCUUCUACUUUGUCUUCUUCUUCUCCUCCUCCUGCAGGCAGCGAGGGAGCUGGUGUUGGAGGUAAUCCGAGAGAAGGAUGGAGACUUCAGGUCAGGGCGUAACGACUUCAGCGCUCGACUUGGAGGAACCAGCCUGGAUGUAGGAAACAUGCAAACAAACACAUAGUUGGCUUUUAAACCAAACUGCGCUUUGAUAGGUCCACUCAUGUGUGGUCUGUCCCUCUGCAGGUUCCUGUUCCUCGGUUCGCUGUGGGCAUUGUGAUUGGCAGGAAUGGAGAGAUGAUCAAAAAGAUCCAAAAUGAUGCAGGAGUUCGGAUCCAGUUUAAAGCAGGUCUCUGUGCAGCUCAUUAUUAGUUGAAGUCAUUGAAUCACUUUUGACUUACUAGUUUCAGACUAGCAUCUAUGCACCUGUGAUGCCACCUGUACCUGUACUUGGUCUUCUCUCUUUUCUACAGGGCAGGGCUGCUCAUGAAUCAAGUCCCUGCUUCGACUAUAUACUCCACCACUCUUGUUUUUCUCCAGUUUUCUAUCAGGCUGAGAUAGAUUAUGUGUUGGCUCUGAUUAUAUUGAUCUGUCAGGCAGGUGUUUAAGGCAUGUUUCAGCUGGGGAUGUUUGUGCGUCUGCAUAAAGUCUCCACAGGCUCAUUUCUUGGGGACCAAUACCCAACACUUAGAAUCCAAAGGUCCAGGACUUUUUAGAGGACGUGCAUGCCACCAGCGUGUGCGCUGCUGUUUGAGCCUGUUCUUCUGUUCACUUGUACCCAUGCAGACCUGCUGAUUCUUCAUAAUUAGCACAUUAGGUAGAAAACUGGACACUGUGAGUCUGAUAGUUUUCCCUGAUCAGUUCUUGCUUUGCAGCUUAUACAUUUAGCCUUGCUCUGUAUGGCUGCAUGUUCAUGGAGAUUAUUUUUAUGAGCCUGCUCCACAUGUUUAUACUCAGCGUGUCAAGCAAUUUGCACACCUCUAUAAAUUCUGCAGCUUUGAUUUAUAUCCAUUGUGCUGCUGUGAAUGAUGUAAGAUUUGGUGUUUGUUUUUGCCUCAGGAAAAAUCGGAGUCUCUUUUAACGAGUGAGCGAUGAUUAUUUAUUAUUUCUAAAGUUCAAUCACUCGAAUUUGCAUCUUUAUUGCAGAGAUUCUUUGAAUUCUCUGUAUUGUUGAUAUUGUUGUGAACUGUAGAUGAUACGAUCCACGCAGCCUCUGCCAUGACAAACAUUAUUCUAAAAUCGUUAAACUCUUUGCUCACACAGUCUCACACAGAGCAGAUCUUUUCUCCUGAAAGACUUAAGUCUCUCUGGAAAUCUCUGCUUUAGGUAGGAGUAGCUCCUGUAGCUCCUGUAGCAGAGCUCCAGUAGAUCAUUAGCAAUUUGCCUCUGAGUCGUUGGUGGAGACAGCGCUGCUCUGCACACUCCUCUUUACGCUAGCUUGCAGCCUAACAUUGCUGGUGGAGUAGAAGUAGCAGGUAACUUAGGAGCUCUUCAUCUCUCAAACACUAAUGUCUUCGGGGGCAUGACGACAGCUAAUUUCAGAAUUAGCUUUCUGACGAGCAUUAUAAUCCGAUAACGCACACGCUUGUUCCGCGAUCAUCCUCUCCUCUAUGUGCAGAGUGUGACCUGCAUAGUGGGGCUCCGGGGGCGGAGCUUGGGUUGGUUACGUCGGAAAUCUCACUGUUUCUGAACCUGCUGUUUGGGUCUGCCAGAGUUUUCUCAUGAUAUGUCCUAUAGCAUCAGAAAAAUGACAGAUGAACAUAUAAAAAAACAAGAAAAACCUUUGCCUUUUAUCCAGUGUUUUAUCUUAGCUUCCCCAACUUAUUUACCCAUGUUGCUGACAUCAAAUAUAAAGUCUGCACAUAUUCUUCAUAUAAACAAGGCAAUUUUUCAGUUUUAACUUAUGCCCUUUGCACUAUUUUUAAUGAGAUAUGAAGUUAAAACAACUUGCAAACCCUUAAAUUAUUAUGUUUCUUUUUCCUUGUUUUCCCAAGUUUAUACCGUCUGUCUCCACUUUCAAACCGUCCCAGUACAGCUGGAGGGAUUUUUUCUAUUGUCUUUGAAGUUUCAUGUUCAACUCACUCCUAACUUUUACAGCUUGCUUAUAAAUACAGUUUGAUAUGUUUAUGUAACGUCAGUGUGUAAUAUGAAUCUGAAAUAGUCUGGAACAAAAGAAAUUGGAGCCAGUUUUUGGGACUAGAACUGGACUCAGAUUUAUGAACUCCAGUUUGAAGACAAGUUCAGAUUAAACCAGCAAGUUCAUGUAGCACCUCUGACCUCUCUGUGUUUUACAGAUGAUGGUAUUAGCCCAGAGCGCGUUGCCAUGGUGAUGGGUCAGCCAGACCGCUGUCAGCAUGCUGUCCACCUUAUCAAUGAGCUUAUUCAGACUGCCCAGGUAACACACCCACAGACACACCCCGAUAAAAAAAGAGCAAGUAUAGCCUGAACUAUCUCUUACGCGUGCGUGUGUGUGUGUGUGUGUGUGUGUGUGUGUGUGUGUGUGUGUGUGUGUGUGUGUGUGUGUGUGUGUGUGUGUGUGUGUGUGUGUGUCUUUAGGAGCGUGAUGGUUUUGGCUCAGCCCUGCGGGGUGGGAGGGUUAGAGGUCGUGGUGACUGGACCAUGGGCUCUCCUGGUCCGCUACAGGAAGUGACCUACACCAUCCCUGCUGACAAGUGUGGCCUGGUUAUUGGCAAAGGUAGGAGAAGAGAUCUGUUUCUGUCUGACCGUUUUACCCUGAUUCUCCAUUGACUUUUGCAGCUGUGGAUUUUAUUCUCAUCCUCCUUGUGUGCUUUUCUCUGAAACAAAUCUGUUAUUGCAAUUUCCAGCUUCUUUAACGAGUGUGACAUGGAAUAGUCUGUGUCACCAGUCAGGAAAACAACUUUUAACAACCGAAACGGCAUUAAGUGUAAAGGGAUGUGCUGCCGUUUUACAGAGUCAAAGCAAGGCCAAACUUAUUUUUAUAGCAGAUUUCUGAAGGUUCAAAGUGCUUUAUACAAGAAAGAAAACAUUCAAACAUCAUUAAAAGAGGACAUCUUUAAGUUCUUAAAACAAGCCAUUAAAAAUCAGAGCAAAAAGAAGAUAAAAACAGCAAAAAGCAAAGGUCCGAGCCUCAAAGACCGUUUCAUAAUGUAUGCAGUGUUAGACAAUAAAGGAAGUCAUAUAUUAGAGUUAUUUAGUAAAAGGCAGCUGUGAAUAUGCACCUUCUCUACCCUGAUUUAAAAUAACAACAGAUCUAGCGUAAAACUGUCAGCUGCCCAUGUUUGGCUCAAUUCUGGAGUCUGAAAAGACAAUGUGAGUGGUCUGGUUCUAGUUGGGUUCUUUUGCAUGAAGGGAUCACUGAUGCAUUUGAGAACUAGUAAGUGCUUUUUAAACCAGCUGCAGUAUUUACAAGUCUGUUCCCUAACAGACAUGAAGUCAGAGUGGAGACCUCAAAACUGGACUGAUGUGAUCCAUUUUUUUGGUCUCGGACUUAAGCAGCAGGGAUCUGAGUCAGCUUUCUGAAUGAGUUUUGAGAGAAACUGCCAUUGCUGCCAUUCCAAUAAAGUCAGCUGAAGAUGGGUGCAUGGACCAGUUUUCUAGGUCCUGUUGGAACUAGGCAUGGGAAUCAUCAGUGGCCCCACAAUACGAUAUUAUUGCGAUUUUUUACAUUUUGCAAUACAGUGAAUGUUGCGAUACAAUAUAUUGUGAUUUACACAGUUUUUCAACUGUUAAGCUAAUUUUACCUAAGUUUACCUAAUCAACCUGAUUCAGCGUUUGUCUUUCCUUUAUGUUUGUCUUAUUAACACAGUAUUGUAUUUUCAUGUAGUGCAUCUGGCAAACCUUAUUUGUCAGGCCCAUCUCAUUUGUGCUCUGCUUGCAUUCCUAAUGUCUUUCGCCAGGUGCUGCUGUAUUUGUUGUACUAACUUUCUCCUGCUCUAUGAUAUCACCUCUGCCAACAUCACUGGACAAACAGUUGAUUUUAUUUUUCCAUUGUCAUAGAUUUGACUUCAUAUUAGCAACUAUUAUGAAAAAAUCGAUACUUGAUAAAUGAGACGAUACUAUAUAUCACCAGACCAAAUAUUAUAAUACUACCAAUAUGCUGUAUUGAUUUUUUUCUCCCACCCCCUAGUUGGGACACAAGUCCUUGAAUCCUUGAUGUAAUCUUAAGUUUAUUUUAGGCUGACUCCAUAAUUGUUGCAGUGUGGUUUUUGCUACACUGAGAUUUCUGGCUGACAUAGAUAUGUAUAACUGUGUGUGGUCUUCAUAGUGGUGGUUACUCCCUCAAUAUUUUCCGUAAUUUAAGCCAGAGAAGGAACAUAGAUUUGAAACAGAAGGGACCCCAGGAUGGAGCCUUGGGGAACCCCACGUGUCAUUUUAGUCUGCUCAGAUGUGAAUUAACCAUUAGACACAGAGUACUCUUUGUUCUUUAAGUAAGACUUAUCCAGUUUAGUACUGUUCUUGGGAGCCUCACCCAGUUCUUCUAUCUGGAGUAGUAAUAAAUCCUAAUCAACAGAGUCUAUUAUGUGAUCAUGGUGACAGUGUGUAGAAUGAAAAGCCGAGCGAGAGAGAGAGCGAUGUUUUUUUUUUUGUUUUUUUUGUAAUUCAGAUUUUUAUUUAAGCACAUGCAGUAACAGCUCUGAGUGGUACAUCAUACAGAAUGCAAAAAAAGAAAAAUACAAGAAAAACCAGGAGGGCCUCCGUCAAAGGGACACAUUUUCUCAAAUUUCGGCAGAUCCUGUCAAAACGAGUUUAACCACAAAGAAGUAGUAAAGCACAGAAGUAGAAAACAAAAACAAAUAAUAUAGUAGUACAUAUAUACCUAUAUACAAAUAUAUUGUACAGAUACAAAUAAUCCGGUAGUAAUAAUGACAACAACAUUAAAAAUAAAUAAAGUAAGAAAUUAGGUAGGCAAACAUUUCUUCAAGCAGGCCUCACAAUCACGGCUCUAGUUAGAAGUGAGAUGUCCCAUGAAACAACCCCAAACCCCCAGUUCCACAUGACCUUUACCCCUUAACCUCACUAACAUGACCUCAUUGGACGUGGUUUCACUCAUUAAAAUUUUCCACUCCUGGAGUGUCGGACAUGUAUAUGAUUUCCAGUGCCGUAGUAUGAUUCUGGCGGCUGAAGUUAACCCCACGAUCAGAACAGAGAGUACGUUUUUUGUUAGGGUUGGGAUUUCUGAGAGAGAGCAAUGUUAUAAUUUAUCAAAGUUUAAAGACACCAGAGUGAUCUUCAUUUCAUUCAUCAGUUUCUGGACUUACAUGCUGUCUCUCUGGUGCUGAUUAUUCCUGCACAGCUGUGAUAAUUUCAGUGUUUUUAUUCAUGCAGAUUUUCCCACAAAGAGGAAAGCUGCACCAAAGGAGCAAGUGUUUAAACAGAGUCUUUGUUGACUCUUGUAUUUGGGGUUCGAGCUCUCGAAAGAAACCAAAUGAGGCUAACAGCAGCUUAAGUGAAGUUGUUUGCAGGAGAGGUUCAUCAGUGCUUUCUUUUCUCUAUCAAAAAACUCUUAGACAUCAACCAUUCAUCAACAAGAGUGUGUGUAGUGCAUGUUAAUGUGUGUGCUCGUGCAUGCAGAGGUCAAGAGGGUCGAGCAGCAGCUUUCAAAAUAAAAGCAGCAGAAAAAAGAAAUGUCAAGUACCCCAUGUUUAGACACCAUAUGGUCCUUGUGUGUGUGUGUGUGUGUGUGUGUGUGUGUGUGUGUGUGUGGGUGGUGGUGGUGGUGGUGGUGGUGGUGGUGGUCUAUUGUUGGUCAGCAUUUCUAUUGGACAAUACUGAUGAAUGUCUCACUGUCUACUCUCUGAACACAAAAAAACUAAAAGCUACUCUUUGUAGAAAAAAAUGGUAUUACUAUUUAAUUUGAACAAAAUAUUGAGACAAAAUCUGAAAAAUUAAAACACCAAAAUGAGAUCGAUUUAUAGGCACAAUAGUAGAAAGUAAACAUACUGCAUAAAUUUUACAUCAUUGAUUCAUACUGUUGAAAUCAAACCUUGUAGUGUUAAAUGUUCCUGUCCUUCUGAUAAUGGAUCACUGAAGUCCUCACUGAGUGAGCUGUAGAGAUUAAAUUGAAGCACAAUAAAUGUUGAAUAAAGUCUGAACAAAAUGGAAAUGUGUUCAGAGAUUUAUUCACUCCUGCUGUUCCUUUUGCCUCAUGAAAGGUCCAUUAAUGGUCUCCUCAUUUGGUUAACAAAGAGUUAAUGACCUCAGGAUAUUCUGCUGACCUGCAGCAGGACGAGGAGUAGGAGGGUGGAAACAGACUCGAUAGGUUUUUUAAAACAUGAACUCCUGAGAUAAUUUCAGGACAUGCCGUUCUUGGUUUCCUUUCAUUUCUUUUCACGCACACAGUGGGGGACUGUCAGUGUGAGACAGGCACUCAGGAUGUGAAAUACUCUGCUAGGGAGGCGCACAAAUAUCGCUGCAAGAUGUGUGUCAGGGUGUUUUUGAAAUGAAAACACAAUACAGAAAACUGAGGCGGAGAAACGCUACUCACAAAUGUUUCUGUCACCAUCACACAUCAACCCUCUAAAUAUUCAGAUAAGGUAAGGUAUUCAGAACUUUUUCUGUAAUGAGGCUGAAAGGAAGAAAGUUCCAUGAAGAUUAAACUGUUGAAGUUCAGACCUACAGAGGGUCAGGAACUUUUCUGUGGCGGGUGACAUGAGGACAGAAACUGAAGGCUGUUUCAGUAGGGCUGCCUCUCCUGCUCCUCUCCCUGCUCUCAUCUCUCCUCCUCCUGCUCCUCUCCUUGCUCUUCUCUCUCUCUCUCUCUCUGUCUCUCUCUCUCUCUCUCUUCUUCUCUUGCUCCUUUCCCCGCCCUUCUUUCUCCCCCUCCUCUCUGUAAAAACGCUUUUAUUUUAAACCUGUGUUUUCUGUCUUUGUAGGAGGAGAAACCAUUAAGAGUAUUAACCAGCAGUCUGGCGCUCAUGUGGAACUGCAGAGAAACCCUCCCCCCUCCACUGACCCCAACACCAGGGUCUUCACCAUCAGAGGGACCGCCCAGCAGAUGGACCUGGCCCGUCAGCUCAUAGACGACAAGAUUGGGGUGAGAAGCUGUUAAAAGAUGGUUCAGGCCUUUUUUGUUUUGGGUUCAGUUUUGGAAAGACUGACACAGACUGAACUUCUAAUCAAAAGUCUAUGAAGUUUUCCAACUUUUUUGGAUUUAUGGAGAAACUUCAGUUUUUACAAACAUUAGUGUAGAUUAUUUAAUCUGAGUUAUACUGAGUGGGUCUUAGUUCUGUCAGUUUAUUACAUUUCAAGGUAAACGCCCUUGAUGCUGAUUUGAAAUAAUAAUUAUUGAGUUAUUCUUGGUAUGUCUUCUCCUCUUCAGGGUUCAGGUAUCAUGAGUAACGGAGGAUUUGGCUUCAGUCCCUUCACCCAGGGCCCUGCUACACAUCAGAAGUAAGAAAUCUCUUGAGUUUGUGAUUUCAGGUCUCAUCUUUGGGUAAAAGGUGUCAGAGAGUUCAUUUUUACCUUUUAAUGAUCAGCUGACCGCACUUGUCUGACCGUCUUUCGGCGAUUUAAUGGAAGUGAUUGAAUAAACUGUGUGCUUGUGUGGCUCUUUAGUGCAUCCUAUUGAUGUGUGUGUGUGUGUGUGUGUGUGUGUGUGUGUGUGUGUGUGUGUGUGUGUGUGUGUGUGUGUAGCUGCGGCAGCGGUCAGACCUUCCUUACUGGCGUUUGGGGAAACACCUACCAGACCAGCUGGCAGAACCCGGGACAGCAAGACCCUGGUAACACACACACACAAACUCACUCCCAUCUGCACAAAUCCACCACACAAGUGUGCCUUUACAAACUUGUACACUUAAAAAAUUCCUUAUUUUUAUAAAAGGAUUUUAAAAAGUCAACUUUAAUAUUUUUCAUAUUUGAAAUGUGAAAUAUUUGAAUAAUUUUUUGUCCAAUUUUAAUGAUUUGGGCUUAAAGCUCAUAAAAAUCAAACUUCCAGCAGAUGACAUGGCACCCAAAACCAACACUGACUGUGGACUUGAAUCACCUUGGGUUCUGGGCCUCUCUGAGCUCUCUUUAGACUCUGGGACCUUGAUUUCCUAAUUGAUUUCCAUCUAAACAAGACUGUGGACCACUGAGUGAUAGUCCAGUUCUUUUUAGAGACUCUUAUGAUGCUGUCUCUGGUUCAGCAGGGUCUUAAAAGCAGGAACUUGCGUAGUCUGUUUUAUGGACUCGUCUGUCUGUAGUGGCUCUUGAUGCUGUCAGUAUUUUGAGAUUUUUCUUGUCAGCUGUGAACCACAAUCAUCAAAAUUAAAAUAGAGGAUAAGUUUGAGCAUUAUGGCAAAAACCCACCGGAUCCAGAACAGCUCCGUCUGCUCUGGCACGGCAGGUUGAUCAAAUACGCAAGCAUUAUAAGCAAUGUGAGUGAUUCCACACAAUCCGUCCACCUCCAGCUCCGCUGUGGAUCCGCUCCGGCGGCCGGAUCAGAUAAGCAAGGCUUCUAUUUUUGCUGGAUGCUUCAGCACAACGCAUCAAUUCAGUGCAGCGCAGCACGAGCAGCAGCAGAAGUUGAAUGCGGUUACAGAGUAAAAUAUCUGGUUAAUUUUCAAAAUAAAAUAAAGUCAAUACAUUGAACUGUUCUUCUCUUGAUAAUAGGAGAGGCCAGGGUUGUGGGAUGUGGGUGUUUAUAUACACCGCUGGUGUUUGGUGGACCUCAUUCAAUGUCUCACGGGGAGACGCAAGAUCCCAUGAGAUCUCAUCCAGUCUCACGAGAAAUAUCGUUAAUCGGACAAGCGCUUUUCCUCCGAUGACGGAUCAGAUCCAGUGGGCACUGUAUGCUUGUAUAUUUGAUCUGCCUGCUGGUCUGGAGUGGAGCGGAGACAUUCUGGAUCUAAUGGGAUUCCCCGGUUGAUCAAAGUUUUGAAAAUUUCUACUUUUUUUAAAUGCUGAUGAGAAUUUUUGAACUUUUAAGGAUGUUCAGGUUUGUUGAGAUGCACCUGCUCAGGUUCACACCUCACUCUUUACCUGUAGUUUUUUGAUUUAGUUUUUUUGAACCUGAUCAGCCAAACGGGCAACCAGAUUACAGUGCAGAUAUAGUUUUUUUAUUUACUGCCACAGAGUUUUGAGUCCAGGAGUUUAGACCCUCUUUAUGAGUGUGGAGGUCACUGUUUGGCUCACACAGAACAGAUGGACUACUCUAAAGCAUGGGAGCAUGGGGGCAUUACUUACAGAAGCUAGGCGUGUACACACUCUCAGCAAUAGAGGCACAAAGGUUAGAACUUCAUAUAAUAGCAGGUUUAAGGUGUAUUAGAGGUGUUCAGUUAAAGGUGUGUGAUUUAAACAAUCAGGAAACAUCUGACUAAAGAAAGACGCAUAACGAACGCAGCCAGAAUGGACAACAGCUAACGUGCAACAUUGAUGGUUUCUGGAAGAUCAGUUUGUUGAUUCGUGGCACUGACAUGAGAGCUGGUUCUGGAUCACAGUGAGUCUGAAAGUAGAUCAGCAAGGAUGAGGACCUCAGGAUUUUGAAGCAAGGCUGACAGACUUCCCUGUCUCAAUGUUAUAAAUGUACAUUUCUGAUCUUGAUUACUCACUGGACUACUUACUGUUGCACCCAGACAUGGAGGACUGCAGCCGUGUUGUGUUUCCUCAAGCUUGUGUGUAAAAUUUACAGUUUGAUCACGUAGUUGUCCUUCAAAAUAAAUGUUCUGACACUGAUGCUCAUAGUGUUAGAAACAACUGAAUUCAGAGUAGCACCGUCAGACCGCCUGUGUUUGUGUCUCUGUAGGUCAGCAGAACCAGCCUCAGAGCUUGAUGACAGACUACAGUAAGGCCUGGGAGGACUACUACAAGAAACAGAGUAAUACAGCUCUCCCUCUCUUUUUCUGUGUUUGCCUGUCUGUUAAUUCUCACAGCUAGCUCACAGUAUUACCAUGAUAUCAUUAUUUCAUUUCCUCAGAAAGACAGUUAUCAUUAAAACCAGUGUAUUGUCACAGGCCAGCUCCAGUAGAAGUGAAAGUUCUUCUGGCAGACUAUCACUUGUGUUACAGUUUUGGUGUGGGCACUUAAAAGAAUACUGAAAUGUUCAAACUACUUUUUGGAAACAUCUCAAAACAGUGCUUUGAACACAGGUUUAAACAUUUUUAAACUCACAUGCUACAGAUUUCAUGAUGAACGAGCCCUCACACCUUCACACACAUCGGGGAGUUAAGUAUUACCAGGAUGAGCAAAUGCCCGGCAGUUUGUUUGAAUAGAAAACUCAGCCGUGAACAUGAUUCUGUAGCUGCAUGUUUUUCAGGAAUCAUGAAGGAUAAGCUCACUUGACUCAUUGAGCAACUCAGAGCUCUCAAAAAAACCUCAAGUUUUUGGUUCUGCGGUGCCCAGAGGUAGAUAGGAGAGGAUGUAAGGGAAAGUAGGACAAAUAGGACCAUUCGAAGGAAAACCGACUACAGAGUAAAAUCUGCAGUCGACAGUUUGGUUCAAACUGUGUCAGCUAGAAUGAAACAAGUGUUGAGCUUCAUAUCUGGACAGUUUUUCUCUGGCUGAAGGGUGAAGUUUUUUGUAGACAUUUGUAGACAGAGCAGACAUCAAAGAUACUUAAUUUCAAAAUGUUCAAACAUGGAUUUAAGAUCUAGCCAUGGCUGCUCAGGUGGAGACUUGUCCUCACUGUAGCUCUUAUUUUCUUAAUUGAAUGAGCUGCCUGAUCUGAGUGACAUUUCAGCUGUAGAGAUGCACGACAUACAGGUAUGGCAACACCACCUGGACAAACCACACGCAGAGCUUCACCAACACACUUGGUUGUCUGAAGGAUGAGAUAUUCAUCAGUGAACUCCAGAGUACCGAGCGCCUGAUAGAUGAACCUGAUUCUUGUCUCUCAGAUGUAGCGGAGUAAACUCAGAUACACAAAGUACCUCACAGCAUCCCUCUGUUCAUUUGUGUGUCUGCAGGUCAGUCGUCUCAGCAGAGUUCGGUGCCAGACUACACUGCAGUGUUAGCAGAAUACUACAGACAGCAGCCCUACCUGUGGAACCCCGCCCAGAUACAGGUACGCUCAGCAGGAACCCGCUUUGUUGUUUGUUGUCCCAAAACCAGUUAACAUCAGAGAGGGAUUUAAAUAACACCACCGAACAAUGAUGUCAAAUCCUGUGUCUUUAGGAUCACUAGAGGCUCUCCCCCUUGCCAGUGAAGGCCUCGGAUGGUCGUCGAAGGCAACGGAAUCGGGGUUUCCUUGCAACGCUCUGCCGCUUCCUCCUUCCUUUUGUAGAGAAAAACUAAGGAUUAACUGAAAAUCACGAACUCUUUUCUUUCUGUUUUUUAACCUUACAAAGUCGAUAUUUUGUCAGGCAGAUUUUUUUGGACUAGCCUCUGGUCUCUCCGCAGUGUAGACCUGUUUUUUUUUUUUUUUUUUGUUUGUUUGUUUUAUUUUUUUUUUUUUAUCAAACUUGAACUUAAAGAUGUAUCAGUGUGGCUUUGAACAAAAAAAAAAUCCAGUAUAAUCUAUAUUUUGUCUAGUUUUAUUUUCCAAUAAGAAAACGGUAUAAGGCUUAGCAGUCUUGAGUAAGAAAAUCAGAUAUUAUUAUUAUUUUGUUUAUGUUCAUGUUUUAAAGCAUGCAUCAGAUUGUGUGUGUUGACUCUCAGUUAUUUUUUUUUAUUUUGGCAUAGAAAUAUUUUAAUAGCGUCAGAUGAAAAUUUAAUGUUUUACCGUCAGAGACAAAACUGUUUUUUGUACUAAAUUUGUGCUCGCUGGGUCUGUUUGUUCUCCAUCUAAUUUUACCUGUUCAGUCGCCAUCUUGGAGGUGCAAUGACGCGUUUAUUGUUUUCUCUUUGGUUUGAUGAUAGUUCUUAUUCCUGUAUCUCUAUAGUGAUUCUUUAGUUUUUAUGAUGUAAUGAUAAAUAAAUGCCGAUUUAUAUUGCGUUGUCUAAGCCAGAUCUCUCUGUGGUCAAACACAGGAUUGAACCUCCAGCCGACACCACGUUUCCCCACCGCGACUUCGUGACAAAACGGGAAAACUUACUAUUUUCUUACAGAGUGAAACUUUAUUAUUGUUGUUGUAUCUUAGUUCUGCAUUUCUACUUUGCCGAUUUGUUUGUAGAAGAAGUGUAAAGAGCUGAACAAUGAAGUUAUCAAUUCUAUAAGCAAUGAUUUAGCUAAAGCCAGCGCAUUGGCUAAAUGCGCCAGUUAGCUAGACUUGUGUUAGCAAAAAGAUGUGUGUUACCUCAACUGUGUGUUAGCUGAAUGAAUGUGGUUGAAUUGAUUCUGUUAGCUGUCUUUUUAUUAGCUAAAUGUACAGGUUCAUUGACAGAUGCAUUGGCUGGACAAUAUGUGCUUAUGUCCAUGGUUUGUAUUAGUGUAGCAGGGUUAGCAUUGACGUUUGACUUUAACUGAGCACGCUUGUUGCUUGUUUUUCUUUGCUGAGUGAAUGGGGUGGCAGUUUCGUUGUUUUCUGGUAUGAGUGUGUGCAGAGCCUUAGGGUGUUAAGCUGUUUGCUUUGACUGCUGAUAACUUGUAUGUGCCGCACUCACAACAUAUGGCUAAAACAGUAAAUUAACACGUGAGAAUUAAAGUUCAACAUUUAGCAAAAAGUGACAAUUCUAAGACCUUAGGAAUCUCUUCUUUAGGAAAAAAAUCUCAGUCAUUUUACUAACAGUGGCACACUUUAGCAUGUAACUUAGUUAGCUAACUUUUAUUUUAAAGAUAAGAAACAAGAAAAAUAUCGGAACCAGACUUUAAAGUCAUUUAUCCAGAAUAACUUCAAUACCUAAUAGCAUUAGCUGAAACCUUGUCAGCAGAAAUGCACGAGUGUGGUCGCUAAAGUUGCUCACUCAUGCUAGCUUAUUUCUGUUUGUGUGCUUAACUUUAUAAAUUUGUCAUUUUAGUUUAGCUUGUGAAGCAUCUUGCUAGUUUUCUUUUAAUUCACCCCAUUUUUGCUGUAAUCCUGCAGCAUUAGCCAUAUCUUAUUAGCUAAACAGCAUAUAUCUACAGAUAAGCCAAAAUUUUGAGAUUAGCAUAACACUGGACUGUUGUAACUGAUGCUCUUGACUGGCGCUAGCUUAAAUCUGUCUGAUCACCAUGCCGUCGUUUGUAGAACACGUUAAUUUUAUUGAACUUCCAAAUGCGGUUCGUGCGAGUUUUCACUUUUCCCUCUUUUGAAAGUCAUCCCCCAAAUUUUUUUUCUGAUAGCAGUAGCCAUAGUUUGUAAGCCAAAACAGGUAGUAUAAACAGAUAAGCUGAACUCUUUGAAUUAGUUUAAAAAUUGUACGAGUAUUGUAACUGAAGUUGCUGAAUGUGCGCUGGUGUAGUACAGCUUGUUUGUUUGGUUUGCCACACUCAUUUAAACUUGUUUAUCUUAGCUUGUGCGCUCAUUAUAAGUGGGUUAGCUGUCAGCCCUGUGUCUGCUCAGGCUAGGUCAGGAUGCUCCUACGUUAAUGUAAGUCGUUGUCAGAGUUUGUGAGGCAGUUUUGUACUCAAAAACAUUUUUGCUUUACUUUUCUUCCAACAGGAGUGUGGAGCUACGAAUUUGCUCAGUCUAUGCGUAAUUAGCGAGUCCACCUACAAAGAGCCGUUAGCGUACAUGGGGAAAAAUCUUUGAGUGUUUUCACAGAUUUGUAAUUCCAGCAAAAUGUCUGUUCACAUUGUGUGUCUGGUGUGUGUUUCUGUGCUUUAGCUGAAUUUUGUUGUGCGUGUCGGACCACAGAGAGGUUUGUCUUGUUGAAGGGGAUCUGGCUGUGGAGUUGAAUAUUGAAUCAGUGGUUCUGCUUCUUGUAUGUGUGACGAUAAUGGUGAUGAUGAUGACGAUAAUAAUAGUUAAUGACGACGAUAAUAAUGAGUUCUCCUGUACAGGGGUCUAUUUAAAUCUGUUCAUCCAGUUAUGAAUAUUCAGUUUGUCAAUAAGAUAAUAUGGUUUGUGUAAAUUUCCACGCUCUGGUGGGUGCUCUCCAGUUAAAAUGUACUUUGUUAUCCUGUUCAAAAUGAGAUUGUUUAAUUCACAUGUUGUCUAACCGAUUUGCAAAGAGAUGUCUGUGUUAUAUAUAGUCUCAAGACUGCUAGGCUAACUGUCUCUCUCUUCUCCUAGUCUUUCUGUCUCUGUCUAGACAGCGUUACGGUAAAAAGUUGCUUGGAUUGGUAGUUUUUCAACGCGUCUGUAAUCGGACCAUGUAAUUACAGCUGAGCGUUAUCGUCACAGGCGUGUUGAACAGUCCUGCAGCUGGUUAGCGUGGCGACUCCAAGGCAAGGAGAGCUGUAGUAUGGGGGAUUUCCUCCCCGAAUAAUUAUUGAAAAACACAGGAGUGGGCAGUUUUUUGGUUUCGUGCCUCAGUUCCAAGUUUAGUAUGGACUGCCAGAACCCAAACUGGGUCUAAACCAGUUACCACCGAGCCCCCUAAUGUCCUAGAACCAGAACUGGACACGAUAUCGCCUGUCCACUCCAAUUUAGAUCUUCCUAGUCCCGCCCCCUUGUCCUGAAGGGGUGACGGGGAGCUUUUUGGUUUCAUGGUUUCUGUUGUUUUUCUAAUGGACAGAUGUCCUAACUGUAACCUGCAGAUUUUUCUAUUAGAUUCUAUUGACAGAUAGAGUUGUGUAUGAACCCGAGCCACGAGACUGUCAGUGGCCGAGGAAGAGGCAGGUGGAUGAUUAUGAUGAUUAACAUGAGGGCUAAUAAACAGGCUCAUUCUUUCUGACUGACUGUGUCUUUAUCUUUUUGAGUUAAAUUGAUUUUAUAAUCGCAGCGAGCUGGAUCAUACACACCACUUUUGGAUGAAAUGGACACAUCAGCAACAAUGUUAAAGCCAUAUGUGGUGAACAAAGCAGCAAAAACGAUCAUGGGCAGGGUUUCUCCAUUUAAAACUGAAGCACUUGAACAUUAGUGUAAUUUCAUAGACAUGAUUUCAAUUACAACAUUAGUAAAAUUAUAUAAAACAAUAAUUUCCCCUCUUCUUUCAAUCAUAAAUGAUCAAAUUAUUCAAAUUUCAAUAUGACAGUUUGCUGGUUUGGGUCCAAGACCCUUCAGACCUGAAUCCUGGUUCCUGAAAAACUUUGAAACGAAACAACACAGUUUGUCAAAUUAAGGAAGGCGAGACACGAUUGGAACAACAUAAAACUUCUUAAACUUUACUGACAAAUAAAGUUAACUCGCAUGAUGUUAAAAUCUAUGAUUUGUCAAGAUCUCCAGCCCUGAGACCCAAACUUGUUAUGAGGAUGUGACCUCCGUAAACAAUCGCCACGCUUUGUUUUUAAAAAUGUAUUCUGCUCUGCAUAAAACUAUGCUUUUAUUUUGACAUACAGUGCAUCCGGAAAGUAUUCAUACCACUUUACUUUUUCUACAUUUUGUUAUGUUACAGCCUUAUUCUAAAAUGGAUUAAAUUCCCCUUUUCCCUCAAAAAUUCUACACAAAAUACCCCAUAAUGACAAAGCGAAAAACUUUUUUUAGAACACAUUUUGAAAAUUUAUUAAAAAUAAGAACACUCAAAUGUUGCAUAUACAUACAGUACAGACCAAAAGUUUGGACACACCUUCUCAUUCAAUGAGUUUCCUUUCUUUUCAUGACUAUUGACAUUGUAGAUUCACACUGAAGGCAUCAAAACCAUGAAUUAACACAUGUGGAAAUAUGCACUUAACAAAAAUGUGUAAAACAACUAAAAAUACGCCUUAUAUUCUAGUUUCUUCAAAGUAGCCACCUAUUGCUCUGAUUACUGCUUUGCACACACUCUGCAUUCUCUUGAUGAGCUUCAGGAGGUAGUCACCUGAAGUGGUUUUCACUUCACAGGUGUGCCCUGUCAGGUUUAAUAAGUGGGAUUUCUUGCCUUAUAAAUGGGGUUGGGACCAUCAGUUGUGUUGUGCAGGUGGAUACACAGCUGAUAGUCCUACUGAAUAGACUGUUGGAAUUGGUAUUAUGGCAAGAAAAAAGCAGCUAAGUAAAGAAAAACGAGUGGCCAAUUACAUCAUUAGAAAUAAGGUCAGUCAGUCCGGAGAAUUGGGAAAGCUUUGAAAGUGUCCCCAAGUGCAGUCGCACAAACCAUCAAGCGCUACAAAGAAACUGGCUCACAUGAGGACCGCCCCAGGAAAGGAAGACCAAGAGUCACCUCUGCUGCGGAGGAUAAGUUCAUCCGAGUCACCAGCCUCAGAAAUCGCAGGUUAACAGCAGCUCAGAUUAGAGACCAGGUCAAUGCCACACAGAGUUCUAGCAGCAGACCCAUCUCUACAACAACUGUCAAGAGGAGACUGUGUGAAUCAGACCUUCAUGGUAGAAUAGCUGCUAGGAAACCACUGCUAAGGACAGGCAACAAGCAGAAGAGACUUGUUUGGGCUAAAGAACACAAGGAAUGGACAUUAGACCAGUGGAAAUCUGUGCUUUGGUCUGAUGAGUCCAAAUUUGAGAUCUUUGGUUCCAACCACCGUGUCUUUGUGCGACGCAGAAAAGGUGAACGGCUGGACUCUACAUGCCUGGUUCCCACUGUGAAGCAUGGAGGAGGAGGUGUGAUGGUGUGGGGGUGCUUUGCUGGUGACACUGUUGGGGAUUUAUUAAAAAUUGAAGGCAUACUGAACCAGCAUGGCUACCACAGCAUCUUGCAGCGGCAUGCUAUUCAUCCGGUUUGCGUUUAGUUGGCCGUCAUUUAUUUUUCAACAGGACAAUGACCCCAAACACACCUCCAGGCUGUGUAAGGGCUAUUUGACCAAGAAGGAGAGUGAUGGGGUGCUGCGCCAGAUGACCUGGCCUCCACAGUCACCGGACCUGAACCCAAUCGAGAUGGUUUGGGGUGAGCUGGACCUAUGAGUGAAGGCAAAAGGGCCAACAAGUGCUAAACACCUCUGGGAACUCCUUCAAGACUGUUGGAAGACCAUUUCAGGUGACUACCUCUUUAAGCUCAUCGAGAGAAUGCUAAGAGUGUGCGAAGCAGUAAUCAAAGCAAAAGGUGGCUACUUUGAAGAACCUAGAAUAUAAGACAUAUUUUCUGUUGUUUCACACUUUUUUGUUAAGUACAUAUUUCCACAUGUGUUAAUUCAUAGUUUUGAUGCCUUCAGUGUGAAUUUACAAUUUUCAUAGUCGUGAAAAUAAAGAAAACUCUUUGAAUGAGAAGGUAUGUCCAAACUUUUGGUCUGUACUGUAAGUAUACACACCCUUUACUCAAUACUUGGUCGAAGCAUCUUUGGCAGCGAUUACAGCCUCCAGUCUUCUUGUGUAUGAUACAACAAGCUUGGCACACCUGGAUUUGGGGAGUUUUUCCCCAUUCUUCCUUGCACAUCCUCUCAAGCUCAGUGAGGUUGGAUGGGCAGCGUCGGUGCACAGCUACUUUCAGGUCUUUCCAAAGAUGUUCAAUCGGGUUCAAGUCUGGGCUCUGGCUGGGCCACUCAAGGGUCAUUUUCAUGCUGGAAGAUGAAGCGUCGCACCCGGUGGAAGGUCUGGAGCGCUCUGGAGCAGGUUUUCAUCAAGGAUUUCGAUGUACUUAGCAGCAUUCAUUUUUCCCACGAUCCUGACAAGUCUCCCAGUUCCUGCCGCUGAAAAACAUCCCCACAGCAUGAUGCUGCCACCACCAUGCUUCACUGUAGGGAUGGUAUUGGCGAGGUGGUGAGCGGUGCCUGGUUUCCUCCAGACAUGACGCUUGGCGUUCAGGCCAAAGAGUUCAAUCUUCGUUUCAUCAGACCAGAGAAUUUUGUUUUUCCUGGUCUGUGAGUCCUUCAGGUGCCUUGUAGCAAAGUCCAAGCGGGCUGUCAUGUGCUUUUAACUGAGGAGUGGCAUCUGUCUGGCCACUCUACCAUAAAUGCCUGACUGGUGGAGUGCUGCAGAGAUGGUGGUCCUUCUGUAGGGUUCUCCCAUCUCCUCAGAGGAACACUGGAGCUCUGUCAGAGUGACCAUCAGGUUCUUGGUCACCUCCCUGACCAAGGCCCUUCUCCCCUGCUUCCUCAUUUUGGCUGGGCGACCAGCUCUAGGAAGAGUCCUGGUUGUUCCAAACGUCUUCCAUUUCUUAAUGAUGGAGACCACUGUGCUUUUUGGGAUCUUCAAUAGAGCAGAUAUUUUUCUGUAACCUUCCCCAGAUCUGUGCACCGAUACAACCCUGUUUCAGGGGUCUACAGACAAUUCUUUCAACUUCAUGGCUUGGUUUGUGCUCUGACAUGCUCUGUCAGCUGUGGGAUCUUAUAUAGACAGGUGUGGCUUUCCAAAUCAUGUCCAAUCAGCUGAAUUUGCCACAGGUGGACUGCAAUCAAGUUGGAGGAACAUUUCAAGGCUGAUCAGUGGAAACAGGAUGCACCUGAGCUCAAUUUUGAGUUUUAUAACAAAGGGUGUGAAUACUUAUGUAUAUGCAACAUUUGAGUGUCUUAUUUUUAAUAAAUUUGCAAAAUGUUCUAAAAAAAGUUUUUCGCUUUGUCAUUAUGGAGUAUUUUGUGUAGAAUUUCUGAGGGAAAAAAAGGAAUUUGAUCCAUUUUGGAAUAAGGCUGUAACAUAACAAAAUGUGGAAAAAGUGAAGUGGUAUGAAUACUUUCCGGAUGCACUGUAGAAACCCAGAAGCGUCUAUAUUUUUGGAGUCUUGAUGAAUCAUUUCGAGGGAUACUAAAGCUAACUUGCUGGUAGCUGCUGCUUCUACACCUCUGUUCUGUGAAGUGCAGCAAUCAGUGACUAUGAUUAACUCACUGUCUUAUAUCAUGCUUUAAUUUGGUAAAUCAAUAUUUCUACAUUUAUAACAUCAUGCAGCCCAUAAUAUGCUUUGUGGUAGUUAGAAAUUACGUCUGGGACGUUGAGACCUGAUUUGACCUUUUUAAAACCAUGUUUUUCAGGUAGAAAUCCUGUCUAGAGUUUACUGGGUUAAUGUCUGUAUGAUACUGAGGGGGAUUUAUGCUCCAUAUCAAGUAAUAUGAUUUUGGAUUUUUAUAGAGCACAUAACAGGUUUUAUGUAUCAUAUUAAAGAUUUAUAACCUUUAUCAAAAACCGCCCAUCUAUUUCAGUUUGAUGGGAACUUGAAUGUAGACAUCACAUUUCUGUGUGUAUGUGUGUGUUAUACACUCUGAGGGGUCAGUGUGUGUCUGAGCUGCCGUCACAGCAUCUCUUCAUGUCCUGACAUGAAAAGUGGGAUUUAUCAUUUAUUCAUGUUCCCCGAACAGAGACAGAUGGUCUGACUGUUAGUGUGAUGUCAUCUGUCAUUAAGACUUUACUGUAAUCACACACACACACACACCUACUGACCUCCAGAGAUGACUGAAGCAGCACUAAGGGAGGAGUGGAUGCUCAGAGGAGGAAAUUAUACUAAAAUUAGUCUGUUUUUUUUUUCAUCAUUUGAGAUUAUUUAAAAAAACACUUUAGAGAGUUCUUAGUGCCACGUUUUAAACAAUUGAGAACUAUAAUUUACAUCUUCUUGAGUAUCAUAUACAACAAUGAAUCAACAUAGUUCAUGCAGUAAUCUUAUUUUGAAAAGAAAGAAGUCAUCAAGCAGGUUUAAUCUGGUACUUUAGGGGUACGGAAGCCCUGAAGGUCAAUUAUAAAAAAAAAAACAUUAAGCUAACAUAAACAUUUCACUGCAUUCUUAACCCACCUCGGAAUGCAAGACUGUUUGACUCAAGACCAAAAUAUUUCACAACUUGAAAAGUAUAUCAUAAAAUGCAAAACCUAAUGAUUCAAAAAACACAAAAAUUUUUAAUGAAACUGAAAAUAAUUCACCAAAAGCAUAAACAUAUUUAAAAAGUCAGAUGCAAAAAAGGGUUAUGAUUAGCACGAAUGUUAUGAAAAAUAAACUUUUCAUGUGUGACAAAAGUUUUUCUCAAACACCAAGAUCAGCCCACCAAACACAAAAAUAUUUAUCAAAAUGCAAAAUAUUUUACUAUAUGCAAAAAAUGUCCUUGAAGGCAUGUGUGAAUACCUGAUGAUUAAAAAAUUUUUACAUCUUACUAAAUGUGAAAAUACAUUUAGAAAACUCACAUGCAACCAAAAGUAUGUCAUGAAUCUCAAAAAUAUAGCAAAAAAAUAAUAAUUUUACAAAAUAGUAAAAAUCAUGAAAUGCAGAUAAUUUCCCCUGAAAACCAAAACAUUUCACCAAAUGCAAAAACAAAAGUGUUACAGAAGGAAAGAUCCCUACCUGAUUUAAAAAAAAAACACAUUACAUAAAAAUUUUUAUAAAAUUCAAAAAUAAAAAAAAAAUCUCAAAAUUCUCAUGAAACGAAAAGCAGAUAAAGUAUUUGAUGAAACAGAAACGUUUUUUUCUCUAAACAAAAACAAUAUUUUACAAAAUACAAAAAUAUUCUCCAAUUAUGAAAAAACAAUUACUUAAUCAAACAAAUUUUUUCAAAAUUACGCAGUUCCUCAUGAAAUACAAAAAGGUUUUAAACAAAACUCAGGAACAUUUCCCCACAAAACUUGAAUCAGUACAAACUCUUAGAAUAUCUCUGUGUGAUUGUCGCUAAAGUCUCCGAAAACUCCUCCCAUGCUGUCUAUAAUAAAUAAAUCCUGCAUUUAUGACAAAAUAUGAAGUUCAAUUAAAGCAUUAAAAGGAGGAAACACAGACGCAGAGAGAGAGAGACUUUGAAUCGUGAAAAAGAGGAGGAUGAAAUGAAGGAGAGGCAAGGAUGAAGAUGAUGGAGAGAGACUGAUUGAUGGAGAAAUCAGACAGGAAACAACAAGACUGUACUGUUCCUGGCAUUGUGUGUGUGUGUGUGUGUGUGUGUGUGUGUGUGUGUGUGUGUGUGUGUGUGUGUGUGUGUGUGUGUGUGUGUGUGUGUGUGUGUGUGUGUGUGUCAGUGGCCAUAAAGUACAGGAAAGAGCUCGGUAAGUACAGAUGAACCUGAUUAAACAUUAAAGUAUGUAAUGGUGAUCUGGAUCUGGUCCAAAUAUUUCCCAUGAUGCUCAGGGACUAACAGGAGCAAUAAACUACCCGCCUGAGCCAACCGCACUGAGCGGCCAAAAGUAAGUGUAGAGCUGAGUGCAGUGUAACAUGUGGUGGAGGCAGCAGCAGGUUCAUUAACACUAUUGCUCUGUCCUCACAUGAUGAACCUGCUGCAGCGCCCCAGAGACAUCCUGAUCACAAAGACAGAGUUUAACCCCAGCUGGAGUUUAGAGUCCCACUCUGAUCAUUUUUUUAUGACCCAAAGUGUUCUUAGUGGUCUUUACAUUGUGAUUAUGUUUUUACCAAAAAUCAUGUUACUUGUGUGUGUUUCAUUUUCAAGGGCUUUUCUUCUGCAGAGCUCCAGUAGCUCAUUAGCAACUCGCCUCUGAGUCAUGGGUGGGGACAGCGCUGCUCUGCACACUCGUCUUCGUGUUCUUCCAUUAUUGAUCCUGCAGCAACAUCUGAGCUCCGGGGUGACGACUUUCAUGAUCAGGCUGCUGGUUUAUGACUUCCUGAUCAGGGAGGGAAGUCUGAGCUGGUGGCCUCUAGUAAAGGACUUCGAGUAUAACCGGCAGACCAGCAAAGAAGGGCGUUUAAAAGGCUGUGGCUGCAAAGUUUCUGAAUGUGCAUUUAUAAUAUGUAAGAUGAUAAACCAGGUAUAAAGAAGAGUUACAGGUGUUGAAAAAAUAUUUUUCCCAUAAUAUCACUCACAGAGUGAAGCUUCCCAAAAAUGUUAGACUUAUCAAACACAGAGUGAAAUAUUUCAAGACUUUCUUUUUCUCUAAACUUUAGACUAUCAUGUAAAAGUCCAGUUUCUGGUCAGGUCUUUCAGUCCUAAAGGAGCUCUGAUCAGCUGAUUCACUCUGAACACCUGCUAAGGUUUUCUGUGCCUCUCUUCUCUCUCUCUGGUUCAGCACACAAAACAACGAUCCUGGUUUAGAGAUGGUCCUUGAUGGUGAGCCUCAGGAGGUCACUGCUGGAAAUUCUAGCUGUUCACAAGGUCUGAAUGAAGCAGGAAGUUGAAUAAAGGGAAAAGUGAGGGAGGAAAAGAGACCAAGAAACAGGGAUGAGAGGACUGACGCACAGGGAAGAUUCAAGAACUUAGAGGAGCUUCACAAGGACUGGACUGAGGCUGGUGUCAGGACAUCAAGAACCUCUACACACAGAUGAGUCCAGGAAAUGAACUGCAAGUGUUCCUGCUUUCAAGAGCCUCCUGAACCAGAGACAACAUCAUUAGAGUCUCAAAACAGAGCUGGACUAUUGCUUAGUGGUCCAAGGUCCAAAUUUAGCAUCUCAUUUGAUAGUCAAGAUCACAGAGUCUGGAAGAAGACCAGAGAGACCAAGAACCGAAGGUGUUUGAAUUCCAGUGUGUGAUGGUGCAAGUCCUGAGUCAGUGCAGCCAAAAGUCUACCAGGAGGUUGUAGAGACCUUCAUGCUUCAUCUGCAGAGAAGCUUUAUGGAGAAACAGAUUUCCUUUUCCAGUAAGACCUGGACCUGGCCCAUAAAACUACCAGAAACUGAUUUGCUGAGCUGGAUUGACCUGAACCCCCAUAGAGUACGAAGAGAAAGACCAGACACACCAGAGAAAAAGUCCAGACAAGCCGAAGGAUUUGAGCUGCACCUGUAAUUGAUCACCUAUGUGUGAUUUUCAGCCCAGAGGAAGACAGUGAAAGAGCAGUGACCUGAAGGUUUACGUGCUCAGAAAAUAUCUUCAAGUGUCUGUGAGAGUGAUCAAUAAUCUUAUAGGCUACUGUCAAUAUUUAGGGGUUGCAGCUUCUUUUACACGCACUUUGCUCCUGGUGCAUGAACAAUCGUGUGAGGAUAGAUCCCCGUCUUUAUGUUAAAGCUCAACCCUCUGACGAUGAUGAGGAUGGAGAUGAAGAGCGGUGAGAAAACGGCUUAAAAAAGGAGCGUGGAGAACAAGAGGGAGCGUUUGAUUUGAAUCCCGAAGCAGCUGACAGCUUGUCUCCUCUCAGCCGCUGAUGAUCAUUAAAAGGCUUUUUAAAGGAGGAUUAUUAGCGUCUGUCCAGCCCGCAUGAAUACUGAUGAGGCCGCAGCACAGCGCUAAUCACGUUAGCGGAACAAUAUUAGUGCGCCAUUUGGGCCCAUUCCCACCACCACCACCUCCUCCUUCUCCUCCUCACGCCCUUUUCAUCUCUCUCCAUCCUCGGCUCACCCGUAGGACUCUCUCUCUCUCUCUCUUCUACUCUUUUCUUUCUCUCUGUCUCCUCCUCCUCUCCUCUCUCAUCUCUCCUCUUGUCCUCUUGUAUUUACGCGUGCCAGUCACCUGCCGCUCCCUCCGCCUCCUGACUUCCCGUCGUCUUUUCGGGGCUAAAGUGCUUUCUUAUUGGCCGUAUGGAGCGAGUAUAAAGGCGGGGAGGACACCGGGACACACUCACUGAGGAGCUUUUUGUUGUAAAAAGCUCAUUAAAGCGUGUCCUCCCUCAAUAAGGACGCGCCUCUCCAUUAAUAAACUCCCGCUCGGCCCGCGUGCGUAGCGGCUGCAGCCAAACUCUCCUCCGCUCCUUCAAAAGAAAGAAAGAGACAGGGGAAAAAAAGAAAAAUCUGCGUUCAUUGAGUCAAAUCCAUUGAAAAACAUUUGCAAAUCUACCAUUAUUCCUGGAUUUUCUCUCCUUUUCUUCUC
This is a messenger RNA of Xyrichtys novacula (pearly razorfish), 41288 nucleotides long. The record is from the annotation of a GenBank genome assembly. Lineage: Eukaryota; Metazoa; Chordata; Actinopteri; Labriformes; Labridae.